UUUGUUUCCUUUCACGGUAACCGCUAGUUUUUUUUAUUCUUUCACCUAUUGAGUGGACUUUGAUAUCGCUAUCAGGUCGUUUCCUGAAUUUAUCAGAAGCUUUGUUUUAAUGUUCCAUUUUGUUAUUCGAGUGUUUAGUUUGAAAUAAUACGGAUGGAUAACGAUAUUUAUCGGCAGUUAAACAGGCUGGAAGAGGAGUUUAAUGAUAUUCUCAAUUACAGGGAUAGUGUUUCUUCUAAUAACAGUGUCUGUAGUUAUUCUGGAAAUAAAAAGGAAUGGGAGGACUACUGGGCUUGCGAGCAAUCCAUCGCUAGUGCCCGAGCAAGUGUGAUGGUUUACGAUGAUGUUAACAAAAAAUGGGUUCCAUCGGGCACGUCGUCGGGUCUUUCCAAGGUGCACAUUUAUCAGCACACGGUACAUCAGACGUUUCGAGUGGUCGGUAGGAAACUUCAAGAUCAUGAGGUCGUUAUUAACUGCGCCAUUUUGAAAGGGCUCAAAUACAACCAAGCCACAUCGACAUUUCAUCAGUGGCGAGACAAUAAGCAAGUCUACGGAUUAAAUUUUAGCUCUAAAGAAGACGCGGAUUGUUUCGCUAGAGCUAUGUUCCAUUCAUUAGAAGUACUUAGUAACAUAGUUAGGCAACCAGCACCGCCACCUCAAUACGUUCCACCAACGCAACAAAUUCAACAGCAACAACAACCGCAACAAUCAUCUCAACUUCAAGUGCAACAACAACAACCCCCUCAACCACCUCAAAUGCCACAACAGCAACAAUAUGACGAAGAUAUGGGAUAUCGUACGAUGACUCGAGAAGACGUCGCUAUACUACAAGAAAGAAGGAUAUCAUCGAAUUUAAUGUCGCCUCAACAAACUUCCCCGAUGACACCGCAAGUUAAUAACGUGCCUGUACCGCCCGCCAUGCCAAUGGGCGCACCGAGUCCUGUGUCGCCGCCCCAACAGAACGUUCCAGGUGUUAAUCAAACAGGACACCAGCGGACGGUAAGCGCUCCUCCGGCACCGCCUCCGCCUCCGGGACCACCAGCACCUCCGGCCGCAGCAGCGGCACCGCCGCCGCCUCCUCCACCUCCCAUGAAUAUGUCGAGGUCACAAAGUAGCGACGGCGGUGAGGUCAAUUCGUUAGCUGCGCAGUUACAAAAUGCCAGGCUCAAAAGAAACAGUAAGAAUACUCCUCCACCGACUGAAAACAGUGGAUCAUCUACUAGUAGCGGAGGUAGCAGUAAUUAUGGAACGUUAGGAAGAGGAGGAGGUGGCAGUAUGGCUUCUAUGAUGGAUGAAAUGGCAAAAACUUUAGCUAGGAGAAGAGCUGCUGUAGAGAAAAAGGUGCCAGAUAACGUAGAAGACGAGAAAAAAGCCGCGAUUUGGGAAAAAACUAACACGUUACCGAGUAACACUUCUAAAUUUAAUUCGGAGUCACCAAAAGGUGUCAGAAAGAGAUUUGGUUCAGCUUCUGAAGAAACAAUAUUGAAAGUUAAUGGCCUAUCUGAAGUUGGGGGGUUGUCUGUCGGUCCCACCGAAAUGGAGAGCCUCAAAAAUGAGAUAGUGAAAGAAGUCAAAAAAGAAAUUGCGAAAAUGAAACAAGAAAUAUUAGACGCAAUCAAAUCAGAACUGAACAGGAGGUAAUUUAUGUGCUACCUUCGAUAAUUAUUGAAUCUUUUUGUAUAAUUUUUACACACGAACCAGACUAAAAAUGAAACGACAAUUUCUAACGUUUAAGAUAUAAGUAAUAAUAAUCUCGAUUUUUUAACGUAUAAAAAACUUGUAUGUUCUGUUUUUUUUGUUUUCAAAGUGAGUUAUGGAAAAAAAGUAUUCGCUGUCGUAUAUAAAAAUCGGCUGUUCUGUACAUUUUUAUAUAGUAAUUUUUUUUUCAAUUUACGGGAUUCUAAACUGUAGAUACCCCUCAACUAAUAUAAGAGGCUUUACAAAAAAUUAUCUCAUUAUCUACUCGUUUCUAUAAGUAACGCUAGUCAAGAUGCUUCUCCAGGAAACUCCCCCACUACCUCCAAAAUUUUUUUAGUCUUCCCCAUGGUCUUCUGACAGAUACAAAAUUAUUUUUAUCAAUUUAUAUUUUAUUUUAAAUAUUUAAUAAUUGUAGUGUUUUAAACAUCAUUUUUUUUUAAAAAAACUUUUUGUGUUGAGUUGGGAGUAUCUCGAAAUGAAAAGAAGCGCGUACAGGAUGGCUGAAAAGUUUUUCAUUAAAAUUGCUAGAUGGAUGUGAGAAGAAUAGAGCACUUUUUUAUAUUGAAAUAAUAAUUUUUAACAUAGUAUUUAUUUUACUAUUAUAUAAUUUAUAUUAUUGAAUAUUUAAAAUGUUUUUAGUGAUUCCUAUGUUGCGCAGUCGAAGUGAGGGAUCAUUUUAUUUAUUUUUUUCAAAUCGAAUUUUUAGGUUUUUGGAAUACAAUUAUAAUAGGAAUAAAUGCUUAGCAGUAUUUUCAAAUGUUAAUACUUUCAGAUAACAUUUUUUAGAUUUUGAACCUACCACAAUUUACAGUUUAGUUCCUUCUUCUCAUUACCUUGUAUCGACUUAUUAACCCUGUCUUCUUUAUUUUUCCAUCUUCCUCAUUUUCUCUAUUCUCCCUAGUUCCAUUAUCGAAUACUUUCUUCGUCUCCACUUUUGUUUUCUAAAGAUCUAUUACUUUUUGUGUUUCCUACCGAUCUUAAUAGUGGUUUUUUUCCUUGGUAGUUCAAAUAUUCCUUAUUUCCUCUUUUUUACCUCAGUUCCAUUAUUUAGUCUUCAGUGUCUUUCUAUGUCUCCCCGUCUGUUUUUUAAAUCUGUUACUUCUUGGUAGUUCAAAUGACCUUCACCAACAUUUUAAAGAAUGAUUAAUCAAGAACUUAAAUAAUUGAUAAAAAAAUUUUGAUAAUGACCAUUUCCAUGAUAUUCAGAUGUUAACAUUGAUUUUAAUGUCCUGUGGUUUUUAUAUUACUACGGUUUUAUUCAUUUUAUCUAGUCUUAUCUAAAUACUGGUUUAACACUAUCGUCAAAUUUUAGUAUAGCCAAAAAACAUUUUCUAGAUCUUGUAUCUCAAAUUAACUACCACAAUUUACAGCUCGGUUUCUUCUUCUCCUUUCUAUUUCCAUGUCCCAACUUCUCUAUUUACUUCAUUUUACACUCAGUUCCAUUAUUUAGUCUAUCGAUUUGUUUUUCUAAAAAUCUAGUACUUUUUUUUCUCUCUUUAUAGUCAAUUAUUAUCUUUUAGUAGUUCAAAUAACCUUCCACCAACAUAUUAAGGAAUAAUUAAUCAAGAACUUGAAUACUUGAACAGUUUUUUAUGUCUUCUAAAAUUUGCCCCGCAUAAAUUUCUUCUAGUAUUGUCUAAGAUACAGUUUAUAACGACUAAGUUAAACGCUACUUUCAAAUCAACAUGAAACUUUAUCAAAAAAUUUUUCAUAGUAUCCCAUUUUCAACAAUUAUUUUAAUAUACAAUUUUCAAUAAAUAAUCCCCUGUAUACAUAAAAUAAGUAUUUUUUUUUCGUUGUUUGAUUAGUUUUUUCGUUCUGGUACCAUUUUUUGAUCUACUGCUGGCUAAUACUUAACGAUUUCAUUAUAUUCUUACAGUAGUUCAAAUGUACCUUCCACUAAUUUAGUUAUGAACAAGAACUACUAAAAAAAUCGUGAAUAUUAGGGAAUAAAUUGCUCCAAAAACCUAAAAAAUGCAAAUAAAAAUCACUAAAAUAAAAACAAUCAACUUUUAUCUACUACAGUAUUAUAAUUAAGUAUCGUAAUCUUUUAUAAAAGAAAUUGACAACAUGAUGAAGACUGAAGUAACGUUUAUGAAAUUUUUAUACUGCCUUUCAAACAUUGUCUUGACUUUAUGUAUGGAUGAAUAGAAAAAAAUUCAAAAAUAUUUUAAAAAACAUCUUAUACGCACAUUAAAAAAUUAACUACAACUACUUUGACCAAAAUAGAUGUCAGAAUCAGCUAAAAAAUAUUAUAAACUUGUUUAUUACCAACAAAUAAGACAUGCGGUGUUUAAAAUAUGAUUGUAUUGAUUUUCUCUAUUCAUCCAAGUUCCCUGCACAAAUUUUAAGGAUUAAUUUAUGUAUUAAAUUUGAAAAAUUAUAUUCCCAUAUCUUGUACUGCGUAACGCUUGUAUAUAAUAUUAGACUAAGGACUUCCAUUGAUGAUUUUUAUUCAGAGUUUUGACGAAAGCUGAUCAUUAAAUCGUUUUCAAUAUUAAUUUUGUUUUUGUACAAAAGAUUCUUUUUGUGUUUCCUUAAAAUUCCAUUCGUAUUCUUUUUAUCAAAAUAUUUCAUCUUUUAUUCAAUAAUUCUAACAAAAAUUCCAUAGCUUAAGUUUGUCGAAUGUAUUUUUAUUAUAAUCUGUAUUUCUUCAUUUUUCUUCCCAAUACAUUCCUUGCAACAUUUUUCAAUCAACUUGUUAUAUACAAAAAAUUCGCAACAUCAAAUUUUGUUGAUUGAACUGUGAUACAUUUGAACUACUUUUGGUUCCGUCCUUAAUAAAUUGAUUCAUGGAAUUAAUGAAAAGUUCUUUUGGCUUUUCCUGUUCGGUUAAACAGUUUCUUGUGUUGUCUUCGUACCUCAUCCUUUUCUUCUCAGGUAUUUAUUUUCUAUUGCUUAAAUGCCAAAGUUUCUAUAGGUAUAUAAUAUUCAUUAUUAUUAUUAGGUUUCCAUUUUCUCAUCAACAUUAAAUAUUCGUUAAUUUAUUAUUUUCUAACAGUAGUUCAAAUGUACCUUUCAUAAAUUUGAACAUAAUGAAGUACCAUUAAUCAAAAACUUGAAUAUUAAGAAAUAAAUUGAUCCAGGUACCUAAAACAUUCAUAUAAUGAAGUACCAUUGCUCAAAAAUUUUAAUAUUGGAAAGUAAUUUGGUUAAGGAACCUAAAAAAUUUAAAUAAUGAAGUAUGAUUUAUCAAAAACUUGGAUAUUGGGAGAUAAAUUGAUCCAGGAACCUAAAACAUUCAUAUAUUGAAGUAUCAUGGAUCCAAAACUUCAGUAUUGAUAAUUAAAUUGAUCCAGAUACCUGAAACUGAUAUAUACUGAAGUACCAUGGAUCCAAAACUCCAGUAUUGAUAAAUAAAUUGAUGCAGCCACCUAAAACAUUCAUGUACUGAAGUACCAUUCAUCAAAAAUUUGAAUAUUGGAAAGUAAAUUGAUCCAGGAACCUGAAACAUAUAAAUAAUGAUAUUUUUAUAUGCUGAGUUGUUCAUUGUCUUUUAUGUUCUUGAGACUAUUUUGCCCAGGAUAACUAUAAACUUCUCUGAUGCUAAGUCUGGAAUUUCUAUUUUAGCACUUACCGUCUUAUUUUAGUUUCAUAUAGCAUACAUUGUUAAUUUUUCUUCUUCCAACCUAUGGCAAAGGCCUAUUUCAAAUCAAAAGUACAAGGAAAUAUAAAUAUAAGUGGUUUAGAUAUAUCAGAAUGUAUUCUCACAAACUUCCAAUUUAUUAUUCCAUUUCCAAUACAUGUUUUUAUACCCAACUUUGAUAGCUAAAAUUGGUGUAUGUAUUCUUAUUACAACAAAUUUCUCCGCUUUCUAUCAUUAAGUUAGUUUCCUUUGAUAUUUUGAUAACGAAACAAUUCCCAGCUUAAAAUUUUCCAUUAAACUGUGGUACAUUUGAACUACUUUUGGUUCUCUUAUUAACAAAUUAAUUAAAAAUUUAUGUUGUGUUGAAUAAAUAAUAUGUUCAUUUUUUCACUUAGAUAAUAAUGAUCAGCUCAAUAUGUUUGUGUUUUGGUUAAUAUAUAUAUUGAAGUUGCUCCGUUGGGUAUAAACAUACCUUUAUUAAAAAAAAGGAAAGAAGGCGCCGUUUAUAUUGUAGAUUUCAUUAGAAGCUUGAUAGAGUAGCGUAAAUCAUAUAAUACAUCGAAAAAUCAAUGUGAACCAGACUUUUCAACAAGUUUUUUUAUUGUUUCAUCAUAUACAUAUAUACAAUCAGUACGGAAGAACAAGUAUCGGCACUUCUUCAUGUUGUUUAUCUGUGCCAAAGAAUCUAUCGAAAAAACAAAUUAAAAUGAUUACUAAUCCUCAUCUAGAAUGAAAUUUAUAUAUUUUUUAGUGAUAUGUGGUGACCUGGAAUUUUUUUUGUUGAAAAUUUUGGUUCUUUCAUCAAAUUGUUACAUUUACUUGAAGACAAUUUCGAAACGGGAGCGAUUUGUAUAAAAAAGGAUAUAAUCAAUUUUUAAAAGAUUAAUUAUAACUUUGUGAUAUUGUAUUAAUAUACUGCGUUUAUUUUUAUUGUAAAUUUUUUAUUAUAAUCACUUUAUAUUCGUAUGUCAUGUAUGCCAAUUCUUGAAGCAACCGUAUUUACCUUACUUCAAAAAAAUAUAUGAAAAACUUAUUAGAUUUUCGAAAUUCAAUUAAUAAGUAAUUCACCGGAAGCACCUCAUAUGUGCCCAAAAAAUGACUAUAGAAAUUGAAAAAAUUUCAGUAUUAAUAUCGUUUGGUGUAACGCAAAAAUUUAUCUCCCGGGUAUUAUUUAUUAAAACAUAUCUAAUAUUUCAAAUGUGUCAAGAAUUAAUCCAUUAAUCACCUAAUUAUAAUAUAUUUUUACAUACCCUUAAUCGAUGAAUAUAUUUUUCUGUAUUAAAUGAGAAACGUAAAACUUUUCUUCAAAAAUGGGACAUGCCGUAUAUAUUUUAGUUGAUUUAUUUUUGUAUGUGAUCUCGAUUUAUUCAAAAUUAACGUUUCCAAAGUUUUUCGUUCAAAAGUGGUUUUUCUUGAUUAACUUUUUCGUUGUAAAUUACAAAGUGUAUUUGAAAUAAACAUAUACAAAUUA
This is a messenger RNA of Diorhabda sublineata, 6755 nucleotides long. It is a transcript of the gene ena, whose product is annotated as protein enabled. Lineage: Eukaryota; Metazoa; Arthropoda; Insecta; Coleoptera; Chrysomelidae. The coding region runs from base 154 to 1641 and encodes 495 amino acids. The record is from RefSeq and is a predicted model, not a curated record. Gene Ontology annotation, molecular function: SH3 domain binding. The transcript is spliced from 8 exons.